AUGCACAGCAGUGUCCUCCGUUCACUGUCCGUUGUUUCGUGGCUACUGCCGUCUUCAGAUGCACAGAUAGCUGCUCGCCUUUCAUCCCCACUCGUUGAGACUGACCACCAACCAAAAGCGCUAUUCGAGUCUUCCCAAAUAACUCCUUCUGCGAUUGCAGUCAAUGGACUUCCAGAUACCUUUUCGAGUCCAUGCGACUUCAAUCACCUCCACCCCCGACAAUAUGCAGCAUACCAUCUCCAUCCACUUCGACCGACGCCCUCGAUCACCCCACGUAUCGUUAUUGACGGCCUUUUGAACGACACGGCGUGGGCCCAAGUGCCGUGGACCGCCGCCUUUCAAGACAUUCGCGGCCCGACGUUCUGGUCCCAGCCCUGGUUUACCACGAAAGUCAAGCUCCGGUACGACCAGCGCUUCCUCUACAUUGGCGCGUACUUGGAAGAAACUCAAGUGUGGGCCAAUGCAUCGCACCACAAUGACGUUGUCUUCCACGACAACGACUUUGAAGUGUUUGUCGACGCUGACGGCAGUACGCACAACUACAAGGAAUUCGAACUCAAUGCUCGCAAUGCGACGUGGAACUUGUGGCUCAAUCGGCCGUAUCGAGACGGCGGUCAUGAAAACAGCACGCGCGUGGAUCCCACAAAUGGGUUCGACAUGCUGGACAGUGGCAUGCAGUCGGCCGUGUACGUUAAAGGCCGCGUGAACGAUCCAACCGAGCGGCUACACUACUGGACAGCAGAGAUUGCUCUACCGUUAUCGGAACUCGCUCGGUAUUCCAAUGCCAAAGUGCCACCAGUGUCGACGUCGCAGUGGCGGAUCAACUUUUCACGGGUCGAGUGGCCUGUUCGAGUCGCACUGGAUCCAAAUACUGGCAAACAGGUUUACGAAAAAGAGGCGACGGACUGGCGCGAAGAAAACUGGACUUGGACUGCACAGUUGGCGGUGGACAUGCACCGUCCAGAGUGGUGGGGCUACCUCCACUUUCGUCCACGAGACGACAGUCCGCCGCUGGAAACCGACAGCAGCAAACCCAUUCCGCUCGAUCCGGAAUGGGGAGUGCGGUAUGUGAGUUUCCAGUACUACUACGCCCAACACGCUUUCCACAAUGCAACCGGAACGUACACGUCGCAAUUGGAGCGUCUGCUGCCGUACUAUACGGAUCGUGAGGCGAUAUUGUGCACCAACGUGCUUGACGUCAGUGCCUCCGAGACGUCGUUCCACGCGCACAUCAGAUCGAGAGAGCAGCUUCGUGCUUCCGAUUUUGUCGCAAGGAUCGACCAGCACGGAUACAUCCUUGUUGACAGGGUCGGCAAUGCAGCCGAUAUCGCUGCUCUUGAAUGA
Messenger RNA from Hyaloperonospora brassicae, 1344 nucleotides. NCBI's taxonomy places the organism in Eukaryota, Oomycota, Peronosporomycetes, Peronosporales, Peronosporaceae. The record is from the annotation of a GenBank genome assembly.